Lottia gigantea (owl limpet) is the source of this 1395-nucleotide messenger RNA. RefSeq lists its product as hypothetical. The transcript has a single exon. Lineage: Eukaryota; Metazoa; Mollusca; Gastropoda; Lottiidae. The coding region runs from base 1 to 1395 and encodes 464 amino acids. The record is from RefSeq and is a predicted model, not a curated record.
AUGGAUUCACAUCAAUCAGGUGUCUGUGGUCGUAGACCUAAUAGUAAAGAAUAUUCACCUCAAACUCGUUGCUUGCAAUCAGAUGUACACAGAAAUCAGAGAUGUAAUGAUGAACAUUCAGCCUCAAGACCUGAAGACUGCCCUACUGAUGUGAUUCCCAGCAGAUCAGGGUUUAGGCCUACUAGUAUGAGAUCAAUAAGUGAUGUGUUAACAGAGUCAGAGAUUCAACAGAGAGUCCGACAGUUUGCUAAAAAUAUUGAGACAGAAAGCCCAUUCAACUCUUACCAAAGGCACAGACAGCAGCCACUUGAAUUCUAUUGCAGGAGAUUCAACAAACGUUUAAGAAAGGUAAACCAAUGGCUUGUCAUAAAGAAAAGAAUCCAGAAGUCGAAAUUAAGACAGGAGCAAAACUCCAGUAGCUCAGGUCCAGGUUCUCUAGCAUCAACGUCUACCUUACCAGCUGAUCCAGACGAGAGUUCCUGUCUUACAUCUCCACGGGACACCAGAAUCAAUUCCCAUGCUGGUCAGCCACCUCACUCAGUGUGGAUCUCUUUAGACUCUGAUGACAAUGCUUAUAGCUCAAACACUGAUCACAUAUCCCAUACCGGUACUCAGGAAGGUUCGGUUAACCGCCAUCCAGUUACUAUCCACAUGGACUCUGAUGACGAUUCUAUUAGCUCGAACACUGAUAAUAUAUCCCAUACCGAUACUCAAGAAUGUUCUGUCAACCGCCAUCCAGUUACUAUCCACAUGGACUCUGAUGACGAUACUUAUAGCUCAAACACUGAUCAAAUAUCCCAUACUGGUACUCAAGAAGGCUCUGUCAACUGCCAACCAAUAUCCAUCCACAUCGAUUCUGAGGAUGAAGCUAAUGGGAAUGCACAUGGAGAGCCAGAUCAUUCCGGAGUUCAAGACAAAUUCCUGGUUAUUCUGGAUUCUGAUGAAGAACUAAGCUCAAAGGAGAUCCAAAUCACCUCCAGGAAUAAUUCCAGCAAGGAACUGAUCAUCUACGUAGACUCAGAUGAUAAUGAUCUAUCUGAUACAAUUGAGAAGAACAGGAAGUCCACACCUUCUUCAGAUAGUGAUGUUAUAGAGGUUCCUCAUAUUUCUGACUCUGAAGAUGAACCUAAAAGGAUACAGGAAAAGGGGAAGCCACUUGUCCCUGAUGUACAGAUAGAGAUUGAAAAAGGAACUGGUAUCACUCAAAGAUCAAGUAACAGAAAGGUCAGCAGAUUACAAGAAGAUACUGCCGGUAGUACCGGCCAGAGAGAGCCAAAACAAACAGUUCUAAAAAUAACAGCAAAACCUAAAAAACUGAAGAAAAGAAAAAGUCAUCUAUUGAAGAGAAGCUGCAAGGCCAGUUCUUUAAAAUUAUCGAAGAAUAUAAAAUGUUGA